CUGCCUCCCCCCACCGAUUGAGGUUGGGGGUGGGAGGCUUACGGGGAAGAGAGAGAGGGAGGGAGAGUGCAAGAGCCGGCUAAGUCAGUGAGACGGCGACAGAGGGGAGAGAGGGAGAGAGUCGGGGAAACAGCUCCCCAUCUCUGCAGACAGGGGACAUUGCAACCCUUGCCACGACCACACAUCCAAUUUAAAAACAUCUCCACCUCCAACACUCACAUCCCCACCUUGAAAAACAUCUCCGCAAUAAUUCCCACAAAUCAACACCAUCACUCGCAUCUCUGCCUUCAUCAAGCUAGCAUCAUCAUCAACAUUAGCCUCGUGACCCGCCCGCCUCCGCAUCCCGUGCCAUCGCCGGCACCAUGCCCGCCACCGUGCGCUGGCUCGCCGCCUUGACCCUGGCGGUCGCCCUCGGGGCCGCCCUGGUCGCCGCCUCUCCGCCGGGUGACGAACGAGCGGCGGAGGACGUCGAGGAGACAGAGGAGGCGGAGAAGGAGGCGGACGAGAUCGGUUCCACGUGGCCGAGCCACGACGAGCGAGACGACUGUCCCGCUCUCUGCUCGUGCUCCCUCCUCGGGGUCAACCGGAGCCGUGCCGUCGACUGCCGGGGGGUCAACCUCACGGCGCUGCCGCUGCGCCUGCCGGGUGGCGCGCAGGCCCUGCUCCUCACCGACCACGCCGUGGCGGAGCUGCCGCCGGGCGACGUCGCGAUGCGCGGCUACGAGGAGGUGGCCAUGCUGGACCUGUCCCGAGGCGCGGUGGCCGACGCGUGCGGCCUCCGCCUGGGAGGAGGCCCUGGGCCGUGGAGCCUCCGCGAGCUCCGCCUGGUGCGCAACGACAUCGCGGCGCUGCGCUCGGGGUGCUUCGAGUCGCUGGGAGGCUUGGAGUCUCUGUAUUUGGGCUACAACCGCAUUGGGAGUGUGUCGGGCUCGGCCUUCGCAGGCCUGGACAGCCUUCGCACACUCUUCCUCGACCACAACGUGCUCCGCUCGGUGGACGCCGCCUGGUUCGACGCUCUGCCCGGGCUGCGGGUGCUGGCGCUGGGCGGCAACCCGGUGGCGAGCGUGACGGACGGCACGUUCUCGCGGCUGCGCCAGCUGCGCAGCCUGGACUUGAGCGAGUGGCGCGUGUCGCGGCUCCAGGAGGCUGCGCUCGACGGGCUGGAGCAUCUGGAGGACCUGUCGCUGGAGGGGAACCUCCUGGCCAAGGUGCCCGCCGCGGCCCUGCGCCGGCUGCCGGGUCUCAGGCUGCUGAGGCUGGACCGCAACCCGAUCGUGGCGCUGCAAGAGGGCGACUUCCGCAACCUGUCCCGCGUGGAGGAGCUCUCCGUGCGGGACAUGCCCCGGCUGGCGGCGGUGGACAGCGACGCGUUCGAGUCGCUGCCCAGCCUCGCGUCGCUCGACCUCUCGCACAACCCGCGCCUCUCCUUCGUGCACCGCUACGCGUUCCGCGACGCGCCCCGGCUCGCCACCCUGCUGCUCGACAACGGGGACCUCGGCGGCCUGCACGGCGCCGUGGCCCGCGCCCUGCCGGCGCUGCGCCGCCUGUCCCUCCACUCCAACCCGCUGCGCUGCGACUGCGUCAACCGAUGGUGGCUCGGCGCUACGGCCCGGCGCGGCCUCGAGGUGGCGCGGCCCGAGCUGGCGGUGUGCGCGGAGCCUCCCGAGGCCAGGGGCCGGCCGGCCGCCGAGGCGAUGCUGGCAGCGGCGGCGAGGCGCCGGGCCGACGGCGCGGAGCCCCAGGAGGCGUGCCUGCCGCUGAUCGCGCGCGGCGCGCUGCCGGCGCGUGCGUCGGCGCGGCCGGGGUCCCUGGUCACGCUCUAUUGCAGGGCGCUGGGAGACCCCGAGCCCACCAUCUACUGGGUGUCGCCCGCCGGGGACAAGGUGACCACCGACACGCUGGCCGACAAGUUCUGGCUGGAGGCCGACGGGACGCUGAGCAUCGCCGAGGUGCGCGAGAGCGACGCGGGGGUGUACACGUGCGUGGCGUUCAACUCGGAGGGCGCCGAUACGCGCAGCGUCACCCUCCGCGUGGGUGGCGAGAGUGACGACGCCUCCCAUGGGCACGUGUCCUCCGCCUCCACGUCAUCAUCGCCAUCCAUCCCACUAUCAACCUCGUCAUCCACCUCGUCGUCUUCCACCAUCUCGUUACCCGCGACCGCCGCCUCUUCCGUAAAGCAGGAGGUAGAGGAAGAGGAGGCGCCGACCCUCGCUGUGGUCGAGGUUGAUUCCUUCUCGGCGCUGGUCGCUUGGAGGGUGAGCAGUAAGCUGAGCAGCGGGGUGAGCGGCAAGCUGAGCGGCAGUGUGAGCGAGCUGCGUUGGUGGCACAGUGCCGAGGGCCCCCGUGGCGGUGCGCACUCCGCUGCGGUGGCACCGGGCGUCACCGAGCACCGCGUGGCAGAGCUGCAGCCCGGCACCACCUACACCGUGUGCGCGACGACUGCCGCCUCCUCCCGCUGCGUCAACCUCACCACCACCGCCACCGCCGCCGCCGAGGAGGGGGACCGCCGGGGCCCGCCGGAGCCACCGGUGCGGGCCCUGCGCCACCGGGCCGGCGCGGCCACCCGCCUGAGCCUCGUGUAUGCCGUGCUGGCCGCCCUCGGCCUGCUGGGCUUUGUGCUGCUGGUGGCUCGCUACGCGCGACACCGGCUGCAGAGGAAGCUGGUGCAGGGUGCGCUGGCAGGGCCCUUCAAUGCCGUGUACCCCCCGCUGAGCGUGCCCAUCGACUACGAUGACGACGACGACGACGAUGAUGACGGUUGCGAUGGCGGUUACGGUGGUGGUUACGGCGGUCGUAGUGCUGGUGGUAGUAAGCGCGGAUGCCUCAUUUAGGGAGAGGUCAGAGGUCGGGUCAAGCGUCGGAGUCAGCGAGGAGGGGGAGGAAACUCGACGCUGCUUGUGAUGACAGGGUCAGAGGUUAUGGCCAAACAGGUCCUCGCAACACCAAUAAAUAAAUUCAUAUGUUGUCAAUCAAUCAAUAACUCAAUUGUCAAUCAAUGAUUCAAUCGAAUAUCAGGAAGUGAUAAGGUUCUGGUCGUAUCAAUAGGUACAAUGUUUGGGUCACUACCCUGGUUUAUCUUUUAUUUUUCAACGAGGUGGGGUUAAACACUCGGUUUAAAACCGUCUUGGCUCAAUAAACUCAAAUGUUUGCCUCACGUUGGGAUCUUAAGCAAUUUAAGUUGGGUUUCGCGUCGUUUUGUAAGAAUGAAUGAAUAAAUGAAAUGGGUUUAGACGCGCGUUUAAAUGGUAAGUCGGGUUUAAACGUGCCCUUAAAUCUAGCUUGUGAGUAAGACGAGUUUAGUUUUCGGUUCAAUAAGUCAUCUGGGUUUAGGCUCCUCGACAACUCAGAAACUCGCGUGAGCCACGUGUCACGUGGCUCACGUUAUUAUUGUUGUUGCUGUGUUCUCCUAAGACCUCUACAAACCCGAACCUGUAAUCUGAAAAAACUGUGACCUCCAAUCUCUAACCCCAAGCAGUAACCAUUUAAACCCUGACCUGCUAACCCUACAUCUGACCGUGGCUUGACCGUGAACUCACAAUAGACAUAAAAACGUAAUUGAUUUCGGUAACUUACCUAUGUCUUCGAUUGCCACCCCUGCUAUUAAUCGGAACGAGCACCUGGCCCAAUUCAACAUUUCGACUCGUGCAGGUUGCGUGCAACUCGUGCAGCCAGCCCUGAAAGGAGCCUCACGUGGUGAUGAAUGAGUGGCCUAAUUCAUUACGCCAGUCACACACACGCCCCCAGUCAACCCCUCCAUUCCUGCCACGCUGCUGCGAACAGGUGGUGGUGGUGGUGGUACAAGUCCCAGUAAACAUGGCAACGUUGCGGCCGGAGUUGGUGCCAACAUUGGCGUCUGGUUUAGGCCCAAAGUUCCACGUUUACUGGGGCGGUGUAGGUGGUGGUGAUGUGGUUGUGCUGGCGAUGAUGAUGAUGAUAACAGUGGUGGUGAUGAUAUUAGUGGUGAUAAUGAUUAUAGUAAUCGUGAUAAUGGUAGCAAUGAUGGUAAUGAUCGUAAUGCUGAUGAUGAUUAUAGUAAUCGUGGUGAUAGUAAUGAUGAUGAUACUAAUGAUGGUGGUGGUGACGAUGAUACUACAUUGGCACUGUUGAUGUGAACUCUAACAAAGUAUGGCAUUUUGUCACGUGAACUCAUCGUAGGCUAAUUAAUGCUAAUGCUAAUUGCCUCUUAUAAUUGAAUUUUGCCCCUUACGCCCGUUUUAAGUCUAGUUUUUUUUUUUAGCAAUGCUCACUUGAAUGUAGGCAUUAGAUGCGUUUCAUAGAGACUUGAAAGUGUUUCUCGUGAGAAUUCCAAAGGAAUCGUGUACUGUAUGCUGUAUAAUGUGUGUGGCUGUAUUGACUAACUCGCUGCCUUAAUUGAUUGACACAGGGUCUUUAUGUCUUGUUACCUCGGUGCUAAAUUCGCGAGUUGUGGCUCUUAAUCGAUUAAAAUGGCAUUAAUGACCAAGUUCAAGUAGCAAAUGGAAUUAUGUUUUCUUAUAUCUUUCUCUCUGGGGAGGGGUGGUUUAUACAUAAAUAAAUGAAUAAACGCAACCCUUUAAGUGAUGUUU
Molecule: messenger RNA, 4565 nt
Organism: Lethenteron reissneri (Far Eastern brook lamprey)
Lineage: Eukaryota; Metazoa; Chordata; Hyperoartia; Petromyzontiformes; Petromyzontidae
Product: leucine-rich repeat neuronal protein 1-like
Molecular function (GO): protein binding
Source: RefSeq, a predicted model, not a curated record